This is a messenger RNA of Sorghum bicolor (sorghum), 1668 nucleotides long. Its product is annotated as probable sarcosine oxidase. Bases 311 to 1549 code for a protein of 412 amino acids. The record is from RefSeq and is a predicted model, not a curated record. The transcript has a single exon. Lineage: Eukaryota; Viridiplantae; Streptophyta; Magnoliopsida; Poales; Poaceae. Gene Ontology annotation, molecular function: flavin adenine dinucleotide binding; sarcosine oxidase activity.
UAAAAAGAUAUUCUAUAGAAACUGUCCAUUGGAACUAUAGUUUCUAUAUAUAUUAUCUAUAAAAAUUAAUAGGUCUAUGUAGUUUCUAGGUUGGGAGCGUCGUUAGAAGCUGCGUUUCCAGCCUCCACGCUGUUGGGCCAACUUGUGCUGCUCGAAGGCCCGCAAAGGCGCAAUCGUUGGAUAUACGCCGAAGGGUGGAUGCUACAGUGGCAGAGCGACUGCACGCACGCCGACGCCCCCAAGUCAGAGCCGUCGCCGCCGCCGCCGCCGCCGCCUCCGGCCUUCUCUUCCUGGCCAAAAUCUGAGAAUCAUGGACAAUCCCACACCUCCCGUGGCCGCCGCCGCUGCCCGCUGUUUCGACUUCGACUUGAUAGUCCUGGGCGCCGGCAUCAUGGGUAGCUGCACGGCACACGCGGCGGCGUCCCGAGGCGCGCGCGUCUUGCUCCUGGAGCGCUUCGACCUGCUGCACGGCCUGGGCUCCUCGCACGGCGAGUCGCGCACCUUCCGCGACGCCUACCCGGACGCGUGGUACCCGCCGAUGGUGCGCCUCCCCGGCCGCCUCUGGGCGGACGCUGAGGCCGAGUCCGGCCACCGCGUACUCACCGCGAUUCCGCUGCUCUUGAUGGGCCCGCGCAGCAACGCCUCGGUCCUCGCCGCCGCCAGAAACGCCGGUGCGGAGGAGGUGGACGAUGUGUCCGCGAGGUGGGGAGGCGCGUUCCGGCUCCCUGAUGGGUGGGUUGCCGCGGUGAGCGACCACGGCUCCGGCGUGCUGCACACGACCGAGGCUGUCAAAAUGUUCCAGGAUCUCGCCGUCCACAAGGGUGCUAUGGUGAGGGACAACGCGGAGGUCGUCGAGAUCCUGAAGAGACCGGAGGGAGGCAUCGCGGUGAGGACGAGCACCGGCGAGGAGUUCCACAGCGCGAAGUGCGUCGUCACGGUGGGCGCGUGGACCAGCAGGCUCAUCAAGUCCGCCGCCGGUGUGGAGCUCCCGCUCCCCAUCCAGCCGCUGCACACGCUGGUCCUGUACUGGCGCAUCGAGCCCGGCCGAGAGGGAGAGCUGACGGCGGAGUCCGGCUUCCCCACGUUCUCGAGCUACUGCGACCCGCUGUACGUGUACAGUAUGCCGUCGCUGGAGCGCCCGGGCAUGAUCAAGAUCAACUAUCACGGCGGACCACCGUGCGACCCGGACCUGGUCUCUGGCGGCGGCGACGUCGUGGAGCGGGUGGCCCGCUGGAUUGACGAGUUCAUGCCUGGACACGUGGAGACCGCGGGCGGGCCGGUCGACCGGCUGGCGUGCAUGUACUCCAUGACGCCAGACGAGGACUUCGUGAUCGACUUCCUCGGCGGGGAGUUCGGGCAGGACGUGGUGGUCGGGGCUGGGUUUUCCGGGCAUGGCUUCAAGAUGGGUCCGGCGGUAGGGAUGAUCCUGGCAGAGAUGGCUUUGGACGGCGAGACGAGGACUGCGGCGGAGGCCGGCGUGGAGCUCGGUCACUUCAGGAUCAACCGGUUCGAGAGUAACCCCUUGGGGAAUGCCUCCAAGGAGGAUUAGUAAGGUCGUUCAUGGAUAUGGUAUGUGUUGUGUAAGCGUCGAUUUUGCAAUAUCACGGGACUUCAAUGCUGGAAUCUCUAAGUACUCAACCAUGAGUGCCAGUACUUUCCUCAAGAUCU